Molecule: messenger RNA, 1038 nt
Organism: Aspergillus affinis
Lineage: Eukaryota; Fungi; Ascomycota; Eurotiomycetes; Eurotiales; Aspergillaceae
Product: alpha/beta hydrolase
Exons: 1
Coding region: 1-1038 (345 amino acids)
Molecular function (GO): hydrolase activity
Source: RefSeq, a predicted model, not a curated record
AUGAAGACUGUGUCAGGAAGUAUCGCCGUCCUCGGCAUGGCAAUGUCAGUCAUGGCACAGAACAUGUCCUACGGAGCCGAUAAUUUCUACCGCAGCAGCAAUGUGUUUAUCCAGCCAAUCACCUUCCCAACCCACUACGAGACAACUGUCGCGGGGAAUCUCUUCUACCCCAAAAACCAGAACCAAAGCAGUGGUUGGCCAGCUGUUGUCGUCGGUCACCCCAUGGGCGCUGUGAAAGAGCAAAGUGCCAACCUCUACGCCACCAAGCUGGCCGAGCAGGGAUUUGUCACGAUCACUUUUGAUCUCCCCUACUGGGGCGGCUCCAACGAGGGUGAGCCGCGCAACUCAGUCUUGCCGGAUCUCUACGCAGAGGCAUUUAGCGCGGCAGUCGACUACCUUGGCACCCAGGACAUCCUAUCUGUUGAUCGCGAGCGCAUCGGAGGCCUCGGUAUCUGUGGCAGUGGUUCCUUUGUGAUCAGCGCUGCGAAGCUAGACCCGCGCCUCAGAGCCAUCGCCACGUCCAGUAUGUACAACAUGGGCGCGCUGUCCCGUCAUGGAUUGGGACACUCUCAAAGCGUCAAUGAGCUCAAGCAAACCAUCUCCGAGGCAGCCGAGCAGCGCUGGACCGGACUCGAUGGCGGCGAAGUGCAGCAUACCAGCGGCACUCCGAAUCGCCUCACGCGCAAUUCCACCGCUAUCGACCGUGAAUUCUAUGAUUACUACCGCACUCGACGUGGCGAAGUCACUCCCGUUGACUCUACCCCUGAGCUCAGCACCCACCCUACACUCGCCACGUUCACCAAGUUCGUCAACUUUUACCCAUUCAACGGAAUUGAUACUAUCUCACCCCGCCCGAUGCUAUUCAUUGCGGGCACCCAAGCGCACUCUCGCGAGUUCAGUGAAGACGCCUAUUCGCGCGCCAACGAGCCGAAAGAACUUUACUGGGUGCCUGGUGCUGGUCAUGUCGACCUGUACGAUCGCACCGAGCUUAUCCCGUUCCAGAAGCUCACCGAGUUCUAUCAGAGAAAUCUUGCUUAA